This is a messenger RNA of Hypoxylon trugodes, 494 nucleotides long. RefSeq lists its product as uncharacterized. Lineage: Eukaryota; Fungi; Ascomycota; Sordariomycetes; Xylariales; Hypoxylaceae. Bases 217 to 429 code for a protein of 70 amino acids. The transcript has a single exon. The record is from RefSeq and is a predicted model, not a curated record.
UUAUAAUUCAAUAAUUUACAGUAGCUAUCGCAAUAGAAGUUUAGUUACUCGCAUCCCCAAUUCAUUGACGGAAACAAAAAGUUGUCUACAAAUCGUCUAAUACAUUUCCCUCGCACAAUGUUUGGCCGAGGAACAUGAUGUCACUUAGCCAGCCCCGUUUUUAUUGUACCCAAGUACUCCGAAUUUAGUACAGGUACCUGAUCACUUUAAUGCGGAAUGCCGAGGCUCGCCCUCGCCCUUUUUUCAGUUGCUCUUACUCCUCUACUUCCUCCGCACUCCACACUAGGAUCAAAAUGGGACGACUUACAAGAAGGGGCAAAGUCGACGGUGUUGAACCUUAUUCCCCACAGUCACGAGCUAGAUGGCUAUUUAAAUUUUCUAAAUCUUGCAGCGGGAAUCCCAUGGGGUAAGGUUCAAGGUCAAGGUUAAGAACGGGAUUAGACCAGAUUGUCAGGAACUAACCUGAUGUACCUGUCUAUAGAUAUUGAAUGAAG